CUCUUGUGCCGUGCAGAUUUGUGCUUUCAUUCUGGCUCCUGGUGCCGUCUUUUUUUCUUUUCUUUUUUUAAGUAUCCUAUUACUGUUGCACGUCCGCUUGCUUUCAUAGUUACCAUUAAAGCUCGCUAUUAUCAUUUUGUAUCAUCAGGGAAAAAACAGCCUCGGGAUGAUUAAAACACUUAACAUCGUGGGUAGUUUUGUGAAUUUCGCUUUUCGGUUUCACGCUACAGUAUGCGGAUUAGAAAUCCCUGAGGUUAGUCGUAUAACAUUUGUUGCAUUCUGCUACUGUUGCCGUUCUUUUGCGUCGCUCAGCGUGAGCCGAGAACACGCCAUUUGUGCUUGGCAAGAAAACAGACCGGUCAUACUUUAAUAGUGGGAGAAUUCGCCCUCCUGCGGCAACCAACAAACACCCCUCCCCCAUCGGUGGUUGUUUUCAUUCAUAAGUUUUUCCUUCCGCCCUGCUCGUCUCCGGGAUCUGUUUAUCAAUCACUUCUUCAAUUGCAUUCACAGAGGGCGCAGCUCUCCCGUUUUAACUUGGAGUACGGCUGCAUGUAGGCGAAUAUAGUGGAGAAGAGUAGGCUGCUUACAGCAUGCGGUAUCAUCUACACAUUAUCGAGAGAUACUCAAGGGGAAUUGACGUUUUUUCCCAACAAGACAAUAGUGUUCGUUUUGCUUUUUGCCGUAAGAGACGAAUGCCAUGGACUUUAAAAACCGCCCCGAGACUAUACCGAAUUUUUGUUUAGUUUUUGUUUUACCGAGGGUUCAUAAAUCAAGCAGGAUUUCAGAUGCAUGCCAAGUCCGCGGUGAACGUCGGAAGUGGUGAUCGCCCCAGAUGGAGCACCAGAGUCAGCGCGGUGGCGGUGCGCUAGCUUCCCUACAGCAACCCUCGCCAGAGGGGCGGCCCCGGCUCGAGUUCGAGAGGGACCUCCAGCGCACCGCCAUCCUCUCGCUGGACCAGAUCAGGGCCAUCCGCUCCUGCAACAACUACACUGAGGGCCCCACUGCCCCCCGGAGGGCAAUCCCCCCAAGGGCCGCGCCCCGGUCUGACAAGCAGGAAAGAACUCACGAGGUCAUCAACAUCAACAACAACUACGAGCACCAGGCCCCCGGCCACACUGGGACCCAGUACGGGCCCAGGGCCCCAGUCCUGAGCCGGUCCACAAGCACGGGGAGUGCGGCCAGCUCGGGGAGCAACAGCAGUGUCUCUUCGGAACAGGGCCUCCUGGGCCGCCCCCAGCCUGGCCGCGUGAGCUCGCCGCACCGGCCGGACCGCGCCGUCCGGACUCAGCCCAAAGCUCGGGCCCCACCUCCCCCAGAGGAGGUGCUGAAGCCCCCCGCUACGUGGAAGGAGGAGGAGGACUGUGCUUCAGGGCACCGGUUUGUGUGCGAGCAGUGCGGGAGGUGCAAGUGCGUGGAGUGUACGGCCCCCAGGACGCUCCCCUCCUGCUUGGCCUGCGGGGGGCAGUGUCUGUGCUCCGCCGAGACCCUGCUGGAGCACGGCACUUGCAUGUGCCUGGUCAAGGGCCUCUUCUACCACUGCUCCAAUGAUGACGAGGGAGACUCGUGCGCCGACAGCCCCUGCUCCCUCUCGCGCUCUCACUGCUGCUCACGCUUCCUCUGCAUGGGAUUAAUGUCGGCCCUCUUCCCCUGUUUACUGUGCUACCCGCCCGCCAAGGGCUGUGUCAAGGCCUGCCAGCGCUGCUACGACCGGGUCAAGCGGCCCGGCUGCCGCUGCAAGAACUCCAACACUGUCUACUGCAAGCUGGAGAACUGGUCACCUCCAAGGGCACCAGGAAAGCCUUCUUGAUUCUCCCUGUUGCAGAUUGGACAACUGGUCACCCAUGAAGGCCCAGGGAAGCCUUUCUUAUUCUCUCUGUUGGAGAAAGAAAGGGGUGGUUUCGUUUGUGUGAUUAUAAUGAUGAUAAUAAUAAUAAUUAUUGAUGUUUAUCAAAAUGUUUAAGCACCUCCCAUCCCAAUCUCUCACCCCCUCUCCUAUUUUCUUCACUGCAAAACUCUUUUUGGCCCAAACUUGGAGUUUGGGGGGAAAAUAACCACUUCUCCACCCCCUCACCUCCCUAUCCCCUUUUUCAAAUUUUGCAACAGGCCCCUCUAAAAACCAGUGUUUGCCUUGUCGUGUCAUCCUCAGAUACUUAUUAACACUCUUGUCUCCUUGUAAAGACUUUUUUUCAGCUAGGAAGUUCUCUUGUUUCUUCCAGCUUUGUGUCAGAGUAGCCUCUUGCCAAAUCUGUGAAGGACUAUCUGGAAAAUAUGUCACUGUUACCGGAUAUCCAUAGCAACCAAGGUUGAUUUCUCUCACUCUCCCUCCCCACUUCCUACUUUAACCUCAUCACUGGCUGCCACAUUUAAGCCAUGAUAUUCUCGUGCUCUAGUGGCAUUUUUGGAAGUACAUUUUUCUUGUAGAAAUAUCUGAAUUUUUUUUUAUUCCCCCCCUCCCCUCCCAUCGCGCUCCCAACUUUUUCAUUCAGUCUGUGGCAUUUUUUGUUGUAAAUUGUAUGUAUAAAUCUUAAAGAUGAAAAUCUGGCUAUUUUUUAAAGAAAAAUGUCUGUCAAAACAUUUUUGUUGUAAAGAAUAUUUAUUAUGUCAAGCGCUAUUAUUUUAUGAUAUUUAUUGCAAAAGACAGUCUUGAAAAUUUACUCAUGUCUGAAUAUAACAAAAUAUCAAUACAUACUGAAAAAUUAAAGGGUGGCACAAAGAAACUAUGUUAACUGUAAUGCAGAAAAUAUAUUAACUAAUGAAAAA
Messenger RNA from Anguilla rostrata (American eel), 2760 nucleotides. It is a transcript of the gene spry1, whose product is annotated as sprouty homolog 1, antagonist of FGF signaling (Drosophila). The record is from RefSeq and is a predicted model, not a curated record. Gene Ontology annotation, biological process: negative regulation of Ras protein signal transduction; negative regulation of fibroblast growth factor receptor signaling pathway; negative regulation of MAP kinase activity. Gene Ontology annotation, cellular component: membrane; cytosol. Lineage: Eukaryota; Metazoa; Chordata; Actinopteri; Anguilliformes; Anguillidae. The transcript has 2 exons. Bases 833 to 1807 code for a protein of 324 amino acids.